AUGUUUAGAUUUCAUCGCAUACCCAAAUAUUUCCUAUCUCUCCACGAGUAUUAAACAGCAGAAUUUUUCAAAUCGUUUUAACUUCCCAUCCCUCCUGGAAAGAUUUGCAAGACCCCAGAUGAAGCUUACAAGGCGGCUAUAAAAAUCAUUCAAGAGGGAUCAGAAAGAAAUUCCUUCACAGAUUUGGUUGUGAAGGCUUAAUGUCACACUGGUGGAAGAGGGAAAGGAUAUUUCAAAGAGAAUGGAUUUAAUAGUGGAAUUCACAUAGUGUCAAAUCCUGAAGAUGUAAAGGAAUACGCUAGUAAAAUGUUGGGAAACACUCUGAUAACCAAAUAAACAGGAAGUUUGGGAAAGAAGUGUGAGAUGGUUUACGUAGUCGAAAGAAAUUUCCUAAGAAAAGAAUUGUAUUUGUCAAUUCUCUUGGACAGAAAUACAGGAGGCUUAGGGAUUGUGGCUUCAGAAAAGGGAGGCAUACACAUAGAGGAGAGUGAUCCUAAUUAUAUCAAGAAAUUCUCAAUUGAAAUGCCAAACAAUGUAGAUGAAAUUGACUUUUCCAUUUAUGAAAAUGUGUCAAAAGUCUAUAAAUUGAAUCCCAUAUAGCAUAAUCAGAUGAAAGAUAUUUUGAAGAAAAUGUUCGAUAUCUUUUUAUAAACUGAUGCCACAUUGUUAGAGAUAAAUCCACUUGGAAUCGAUUUGUAAGGAAAUUUGAUUAUUUGUGAUCAAAAACUUAACAUCGAUGAUAACUCACAAUUUAGACAACAUGCUAUCUUUCACAUGGAAGAUGUUAGAUAAAAAGAUUGGAAAGAAGUAGAAGCAUAGAAACAUGGAUUGAAUUAUAUUGCUUUAGAUGGAAACAUAGGUUGUAUGGUUAAUGGAGCAGGAUUGGCUAUGGCUACAAUGGAUUUGAUUAAAUAAUAUGAAGGAUCACCUGCUAACUUUUUGGAUGUUGGUGGUAAAGCCACUGAUUAGGAAAUUGUAUCUGCACUGAAAAUUAUGGAUAAAGAUCCUAAUGUUGAAGCCAUUCUUGUUAAUAUCUUUGCUGGUAUUGCAAGGUGUGAUUAAAUAGUUUUGGGAUUACUAAAGGGAUUGACAGUUUUAGGAAUGAAAAAGCCAAUGGUGUUGAGAAUGAAGGGAACAAAAGUUGAGGAAGCAAAGAAAUUGAUUGACGAAUCAGGAUUCAACAUGAUAUUUACUGAAGAUCUAGACGAAGCUGCUAAGAAGGCUGUUAGAAUGGCAGCAAUAUUAAGAUUAGCAAAGGAAGCAAAUAUAAAUGUGAAUUUAACAAGUUGAUAUAACUUCAUUUUCAU
Messenger RNA from Paramecium tetraurelia, 1307 nucleotides. RefSeq lists its product as uncharacterized. Gene Ontology annotation, molecular function: ATP binding; succinate-CoA ligase (ADP-forming) activity. The record is from RefSeq and is a predicted model, not a curated record. Gene Ontology annotation, biological process: succinyl-CoA metabolic process; tricarboxylic acid cycle. Gene Ontology annotation, cellular component: mitochondrion; succinate-CoA ligase complex. The transcript has 4 exons. NCBI's taxonomy places the organism in Eukaryota, Ciliophora, Oligohymenophorea, Peniculida, Parameciidae.